AUGCCCUCUGGCGGUCGGACGGCGCGGCGGGAGCGGAGCACGAGUCCGAAGACGAGGUACACGCGAACGAACAUGGCGACGACGACGACGACGACGACGGAGACGCGACACCGCGCCGUUGCGACACGGGACAGGGACGGCGGCCGACGCCCGGCCUCCCCCGCGGACGGAGCACGGAACGCGAGGCACGCGAGGAAAGCGGACGCCGCGAGCAGCGGCAAGCGCUGGGGGGCGUCGGGGUCGGACGGGGCGACGCUGUGCGCGCUCGUGAUCUUCCGCGUCGUCUCGGCGUUCGUCGUGCGCACGUCGUUCGUGCCGGACGAGUACUGGCAGUCGCUCGAGGUCGCCCACCGCGUCGCGUUCGGCUACGGGCACCUGACGUGGGAGUGGCGCGAGGCGAUCCGCGGCGCCCUCUACCCAGGCGCGAUCGCCGCCGUCUACCGGCUGCUCUCACUCGUCGGCGCCGACAGCCGCGCGGCGCUCGUGCUGCUGCCGCGCGUCCUGCAGGGGGCGCUGAGCGCGUACGGCGACUACCACGUGCUGGUGCUCGCACGGCGGCUGUUCGGCGACGGCGCGGGACGCUGGGCGCUCGCCGCGCACUGCGCGUCCUGGUUCGGCUUCUACGCGGCGCCGCGCACGCUCACGAACACGGCCGAGGCGGCGCUGACCGCCGUCGCCCUUGCACGCUUUCCGUGGCCCGCCGCGUGCCUCCACCGCGACGGCCGCCGCGAGGGGGCGCCGCCGCCGCCGCCGCACGAGUUUGCGUACCUGCGCGCGGCGGCGCUGGCGUGCCUCGUGCGGCCGACGGCGGCAGUGACGUGGGCGCCGCUGUGCGCGUGGCACGCGUGGUCGUCGCGCGGGCGCGUUCGCGCGAUGCUGCGCGGGUUCGCGCCCGUCGCCGCGGCGGCGCUGGUCGUCGCGGCAACGACCGACCGCCUCGUCUACGGCCGCUGGACGUCGUCGCAUUACAACUUCCUGCACUUCAACGUGCUGAGGGACCUCGGCGCGACGUACGGCACGCACCCGUGGCAUUGGUACGUGACGCAGGGGCUCCCCGCGGUCGCGCCCGCGCACAUCGUGCCCGCGUGCGUCGGCGCGGCGCGCUCCCACAACGCGCUGCCCGCGCUGCUGCUCGCCUGGCACGUCGCAGCGCUCAGCAUCCCCGCGCACAAGGAGUUCCGCUUCCUGCUGCCCGUGCUGCCGCUCGUCUCCGUCUACGUCGGCCACCUGCUGGACUCGCUCGCGACGCCGGCGACCCCUGGCGGCGGCCGCCGGAAGCUCGCCGUCUCGCUGCUGCUCGGCUGGCUGAUCGUUGCCGACGCGCCGCUCGCGCUCUACACGUCCGUCGUGCACCAGCAGGGGGCGCUGGCCAUCAUGGAGCACGUCGCGAGCGUCGCCGGCGGCCGGCAGGGGGCGCCGCCGGCGAGCGUGCUCUUCCUCAUGCCGUGUCACUCGACGCCGUUCUACAGCCACGUGCACGCGAACGCGACGAUGCGCUUCCUGACGUGCGAGCCGAACCUAGAGGGCGCCGCCGACUACGAGGACGAGGCGGACCGCUUCUACCGCGCGCCGCUGCUGUGGCUCGGUCGUCACGCGAGCCCGCCGCGGCCGCUGCCGACGCACGUCGUCAUGUUCGACGCACUCGCGCCGAGGGUCGAGGUGUGGCUGGGCAAGUACGGGUUCGCGGAGUGCGCGCGCGUUUUUCACACGCACUUCCCCGACGGACGGGUCGGCUCGCAGAUUCACAUGUACUGUAGGAGGUAGAGCGAUGGCUAGUGUUAGGUCGAUAGAGUACGAGGAAUGAGCGCGUUUUUCACACGCACUUCCCCGGUUGUCGGAUUCACAUGUACUGUAGGAGGGGCGCGCGUGAUCCGUAGUGUGAGGAGAAAUAGAGAGUUGCGGAUAGAGGAAGCGUGUCGAUGAAAAAGUAUAGAUUCGGGAUAUUAGCCAGGAUGAAAGGAAGUGCGUCAAUGAAUAAGUACGGAGAGCGAGGAUGAGCGUACUGUGCAGAAUGAGUGGGGAGCGAUCCCUAGUGUGAAGAGAAACGGUGAUAGAGCAAGUGUGUCGCUGAAUAAGUACGAGGAAUGAGCGCAUGUUUCACACACAUUUCACUGAUGGCCGGGUCGGCUCGCAGAUUCACAUUUACUUGCAGGAGGUAUGAAGGUACGUGUGGUUAUUUGUGCGAGGAGAAACAGUGAGUCGAGAAUAGAGCAAGCGUGUUGAUGAAUAGUAUGGGGAGUGAGUACGUGUUUCACACACAUUUCACCGAAGGUUAAUUGAUUGAGGUUCCCAUACACUGUAGGAGAUAGAAGAGAAUUCGAACGUGCGCUCGUUGGUGUGCGGAAGUGGAGUAAGUUUGAGAUAAUGGUGUGGGUCCCACAAGUGCAACUUACAGGAUAGUUAGCUAGCGAAUUCACACGAUCCCGUAGGAUGGAUGAAUGUGCCGCAUAUCAUCCAAGCGGUAGCUGCUGCUAAGCCUCCCAGUCGUAGAGCUAGGAGAGCAAUCAGGAAAUCCGUUGUCAUCAAGAGUUUUUAGGAGUUAUCCCAAAGAAUACGAUGCAAUCGACCAGGUGGUAAUGAGGAAUACCCACCCGCCUGAGCAGCCUGUCAGAAGCAUCCCAACAGGUGGCGCCAUCAUUUGAGCACAAAUUAAAGGUGUACACGAGAAGUAGAGAAUCCAAGUGUGUGAAUAUUCACAUCUUCAUCGUAGCAAUAACUGUAAAUCUAAGGGGUAUUAAUACUGUUAAGGGCCUAUGACAGUGGGACCCAGUGCGCAUUUUAGGAUUGCAGUCGUAAAUGUUUUUCUAUUACUAUAUGCGUAGUUCUCUGUUAGAUGAAAAUAGAAUGAUCUCGGGGUGAUGAACAAGAAUUUGUAUUAAAUUUGUAGCAGUGUUUCUUGCCUUAUAUUUGCAAACAAUUUUUUGUACUGCAUCUGUACAAGUAAUGUGUAUGCGUGGUUGUUUUGUUUCAAUAUAGUGUCACGUUUGGUGUCAACUCUUGUGUUAGUCAUG
This is a messenger RNA of Priapulus caudatus, 3011 nucleotides long. RefSeq names its product GPI mannosyltransferase 3-like. Gene Ontology annotation, biological process: GPI anchor biosynthetic process. The record is from RefSeq and is a predicted model, not a curated record. Gene Ontology annotation, molecular function: alpha-1,2-mannosyltransferase activity. Gene Ontology annotation, cellular component: endoplasmic reticulum membrane. Lineage: Eukaryota; Metazoa; Priapulida; Priapulimorpha; Priapulimorphida; Priapulidae. The transcript has a single exon. The coding region runs from base 1 to 1764 and encodes 587 amino acids.